Messenger RNA from Metarhizium album ARSEF 1941, 1467 nucleotides. RefSeq names its product QDE-2-interacting protein. Gene Ontology annotation, molecular function: nucleic acid binding. NCBI's taxonomy places the organism in Eukaryota, Fungi, Ascomycota, Sordariomycetes, Hypocreales, Clavicipitaceae. The record is from RefSeq and is a predicted model, not a curated record. Bases 1 to 1467 code for a protein of 488 amino acids. Gene Ontology annotation, cellular component: nucleus. The transcript is spliced from 4 exons.
AUGGCAGACGACAACUUGAAUGCCCACCUGAGCAAGCUUCAGGAUAUCCUGGGCAAGAAGAUCACCCUUGACCCGACAGAGAGGAGCGACGACAGAGCGAUACCUAGCAGCCGUGGCAAUGAGAAACCCAGUUGGGAAGACGAACAUGUCGACCUCAAGAUGCGUCAUCAAGGUGAAGAGUCUAAUGGUCUCGGCGCUGAAACAGCUGUCAACGUGGUGAACCCGGCCAAGUCACCGAUUCCAUACAAGGAGGUCGACUCGGCCACGCUGAAAAUCGGACAACCUGUCGACGAAGAGAUUGCUUUUUGUCCCUGGCACGCGGUUGUGCAUUACCCAGCGCGGUUUGUAGGAAAGAGAAACAAGCCAAGGGCCCAGCCGUUCUUUGACAAAAUUUUGGAAGGCAAGACAUGGGAUUUCUUCUACCUGCACGACCCAACCGAGCCAGAACAAAAGCCAUGCCUUCUCAUACCGACUGUGCAAUUUGUCGGGUUUCUCGAAGGAAUAAACCAGAUUCUCGCAUCAGAGCUCGUCAUUCCGCAAGGCCCAAACAAGCGUCUCUUCAACCUGCAUUUCGGAGUGGGAGGUACACCACGACCGCGAUACCUAUUACGAUCGCGGGACCGGAAGAAGCUUGGCAUCGACGAAUGGCCAGCUGCAAACGAGGAAGAUGUCCGAGCGUACAAAGACGCAGCCGACGUGCACCGAGACCUGUGGCUAUCGGAAUGGGAUAAAACAAAGCAGCACAGCUUCCCAGAGAAUCGGGGUGGUACAUACCGCGCUGAGAAAUCGAGGGCAGCGCGUCUGCAGAUGCUCUCGCAGGCACAGCUACAUCUUGGCCUCCAGGGGGCUCGAGAGCCUCCCGCAAGACCCGUGACCUUUAUCUGCGUCGACAUGGAAGCGAUUGAAGUCGCCCCAAACCCAGUUUCGGAAAUCGGCAUCGCUGUGCUGAACUCGGAGCAUCUGAAAGGCGUUGAUGCUGGACCGUCGGGUCAGAAUUGGUGGCACUUUAUCGAUGCGCAUCACAUAAGAGUAAAGGAGUAUGCUGGGCUGGUGAAUUAUCGCUUUAUUCAGGGCUGUCCUAACAACUUUGACUUUGGAACAAGCGUCUUUUCACUCCAGGCAGCACUCAUCGAGACGCUCAACGCAACGUUUGCCAAAUACGCAAAUGGCAGUCAUGACGUGUUCCUUGUUGGCCACGACAUAAAGUCCGACCUUGGGUAUCUCUCCAACAUUGGCUUCCCGAUAAGCCAAUUACCUGGUUUGGUCGGCAACAUCGACACACAAGCCAUUUACCGCGCUUGGAAGGAUGGCACGAAAUCUUGCAGCCUGGGCAGUGUACUCGCAGACCUCGAUGUCAGGUAUAAGAACUUGCACAAUGCCGGAAACGACGCCGUUUACACGCUCAGAGCCAUGGUUGCCAUCGCAUUGGCCGGACUGCAGCCCGAGCAAGACACGCAAGUCACUUGA